Neolamprologus brichardi is the source of this 797-nucleotide messenger RNA. Its product is annotated as CD63 antigen-like. The record is from RefSeq and is a predicted model, not a curated record. Gene Ontology annotation, cellular component: plasma membrane. NCBI's taxonomy places the organism in Eukaryota, Metazoa, Chordata, Actinopteri, Cichliformes, Cichlidae.
AUGUGCAGUUUCUUCGGCAUCAAGUGUUGCUUCAUUUUUUUCAACACGCUCUUCUUGCUGUCUGGGGUUGCCCUCAUCACUAUAGGAGUGCUGCAGUACUCGACGUAUUCAGAUAUCGGCACCUUCACAGGGAGCAACUUGUCUAAAAUUGCUAUAGUCCUCAUUGCAGUGGGGGUCAUCAUAGCCUUCGUGUCCCUCUUGGGCCACAUUGGUGCCUUCUUUAAUAGUUCAUCUAUGGUUGCUUGUUUCAUCUGCAUCCUGAUAGUGAUCAUCCUCUUGGAGGUCCUCACAGGAGCCGCCUUUUACAUAUUUCGCAGUAGGGCCGCCCUUCUGCAGAUGGCUAAUGGUGUCAACGCCAAAGCACAGGAAGUGAUUAACGACUACAGCCCUGAGAGGAGACAUGCAAUUGACAAAAUUCAGGAAAAGUUCAAGUGUUGUGGUGCGGACAGCUAUGCCGACUGGUCCCAGAGCGCGGGCUGGGAAAAGCACGACGCCGUGCCAGAUUCCUGCUGCGUGGUUAAGAGUGAGGGCUGUGGACAGGACAAGGAGAAGGCACAUAAAAAGGGCUGCCUCUGGGCAAUCAGUUUCUUCCUGUUGAAAAAUCUGGUGUGGGUCGGCGCUGUCUGCAUUGCUCUUGGAGUCACGGAGGUUUUUGGAGUAUUAGUCGGGGUGUGCUUGUGUCUGGACAUUAAGCGAAAGAACUACGAAAACAUCAGCUAAUGCAUCAUCACUGCUCUAUUAUCUCUGGAUGCUCGACUGUGUCUAGAAAGAAAUCUUAUCUACAUACUUGCUAUAAU